Saprolegnia diclina VS20 is the source of this 324-nucleotide messenger RNA. RefSeq lists its product as hypothetical. The record is from RefSeq and is a predicted model, not a curated record. Bases 1 to 324 code for a protein of 107 amino acids. Lineage: Eukaryota; Oomycota; Saprolegniomycetes; Saprolegniales; Saprolegniaceae. The transcript has a single exon.
AUGGACGCGUGGACGACGAUGCUGGACCUACCCUCGUACCUCUACCUCGCCUGGAAGAGCAUGGCGAUGCUCCACCUCAUGUGCUGCGUCUGCAUCGGCCUUGUCCAUGUCGCCAGCGCCAUGAGCGACAAGGACGACCUCCGACGAUACCUGCCUUGUCUCGCGGUACUGCCGCCACCGACGCCCAUCAAGACCAUCACGAUCUCCAAGCAGUGGACGACGCGCUACAAGCUGGCCGACGGCCGCGAAGUCGUCACGAGCCAGACCUUGACGUACGACGAGCUGGCGUCGGCAGCGACCGACACGGCGACGCGAUCGGCCUAG